GGGCCCGUGCGGCCCGGCCUCCCUGUGCCCCUUUCCUCGCCGCUGGCAGGGCUCACCCGACCCAUCCGCAUCAGGGAGCCCCCGAAGCCUAAGCAGGUGGAUCGGUGGACGGAAAAACGGGCCUUGUUCGGGGUCUACGACAACGUGGGGAUCCUGGGUAAGCUAGCCCGCACACGCUCCGCGCCGGGGCGCCAGGGCAGGAGGGGAGGGAGGNNNNACGAGCUGCAGAGGUGCAUCCGCAAGAAGAAAGUGGUGGGAGAUCGGAUGUUUGUAGAGGACUACCACAACCUCAAGAAGAGGAUCCGCUUCUUGUACAAGCGCUUCAAUCGCUAUGGGAAGCACCGCUAG
This is a messenger RNA of Merops nubicus (carmine bee-eater), 348 nucleotides long. RefSeq names its product mitochondrial ribosomal protein L51 (gene MRPL51). Gene Ontology annotation, molecular function: structural constituent of ribosome. Gene Ontology annotation, cellular component: mitochondrial large ribosomal subunit. NCBI's taxonomy places the organism in Eukaryota, Metazoa, Chordata, Aves, Coraciiformes, Meropidae. Gene Ontology annotation, biological process: translation. The transcript has 2 exons. The record is from RefSeq and is a predicted model, not a curated record. The annotation marks the transcript as partial.